AUGAACGGUAUAUCGUUACUAUAUCCAGCCUGUAUUCCUGGUAAUUCAUCUGUUAAACUGAUUGAUGAUGAUGAGACUGCUUCCGUGUCAUCGGGAGUGUCUCCAGCACCUUCAGCACAAGAUUCCAAAUCUCCUACGGACAGCCAUGUUAAACGCCCAAUGAACGCAUUUAUGGUAUGGAGUCGUGGGCAAAGGCGUAAAAUGGCUCAGGAUAACCCCAAAAUGCACAAUUCGGAAAUCAGCAAGCGUCUUGGAGCAGAGUGGAAACAGUUAUCUGACAAAGACAAACGUCCAUUCAUUGAUGAAGCAAAAAGGUUGCGCUCUAUUCAUAUGAAGGAACAUCCCGACUACAAAUACCGCCCACGACGUAAGCCAAAAUCAGCUGUGAAGACUUCAAAUCGCUUGCCGCUCGGAAUCACAUUGCCUCCUUAUUACUCGUCAUUCUUCCCGAACAGUAUGCUGUCUUCGUCCUAUUCUCCCUAUAACUCGAGUUUGUGUAUGUCACCAGACAAACUUCAAAACCUUCAUCCAAGCUUGGGACUCAACGGACAAAGCAACAUUGUUUUCUAUUGGGCAAUGCAUAUAUCGAUAAUGCAAAGAUGCAGUCAAGCAACUUUCGAAGUCCAAACAAUAAUUCACAUAUUGGUCCGUACGAGGCUGCUCACUACCGAGGAGCAUGCAGUGAAGCUGACCAAAUGCCGAAGCAUUAUCAUCUAUUACAAAAAAUGCUAG
Cylicocyclus nassatus is the source of this 732-nucleotide messenger RNA. Lineage: Eukaryota; Metazoa; Nematoda; Chromadorea; Rhabditida; Strongylidae. The record is from the annotation of a GenBank genome assembly.